Messenger RNA from Ilex paraguariensis (yerba mate), 1590 nucleotides. NCBI's taxonomy places the organism in Eukaryota, Viridiplantae, Streptophyta, Magnoliopsida, Aquifoliales, Aquifoliaceae. The record is from the annotation of a GenBank genome assembly.
AUGGAAAUGCAAAGUGACUUCGAUCGACUUUUCUUCUUCGAGCACACUCGCAAAACAUCCGAGGCUACAUAUGCAAAAAAUCCACUCGAUGCCGGGAACAUCAUAAAAUGGGGAGAGGCGUUGGUAGAGUUGUCACAGUUCCAGAAUGUUACCGAUUCGAAGAAAAUGCUGCAAGAUGGGAUAUCCAAGUUUGAGGAGGCAUUGAUGGUUGAUCCAAAAAAGCAUGAUGCACUUUGGUCCUUGGGGAAUGCACAUACUUCUUUUGCGUUUCUGACUCCUGAUCAAGAUGAGGCCAAGGCUUACUUUGACAAGGCAUCUCAAUACUUUGAGCAAGCAGUUGAUGAGGAUCCGGGGAAUGAUCUUUACCGCAAAUCUUUAGAAGUGGCUGCUAAGGUAAUAUUUUCUUACAGUUCUUAUGCUCUUCGUGAUUAUUAUGGCAUUGAUAAUAAAGGCAGAUCUUCCUGACGUAAAAGCAACUUUCAUCUGAAGUUUGGAGAGUUUGAUACAAGUUUUUUCUUUAAGAUGGUUAGGAAAUUAUUGGUUAAUCCUAUAGGCACAUUAUUACUGAUUGACAGUGUGUUUGGUUUAAAUUUGGUUUACAGAGGUGAAGAAAGGCUGCAAUUCUCUGCCAUGAGUUGUCAAAGUGUUGAUUUGUCUGUUAUUUAUCUGCUUGAGUGCUUGUUAUCUAUGAUCCAUUUAUAUGUUUAGCUCGUGGAAUCAUCUUUGAUUAUUCAAAAAACUAAGAUAUAAGGUGUGAAAAUCUGAUUGUGGGAUUUUUCUGGGUUAUACUGGCUAGUUUAGUACAUCGAAGUGGCUAGUGUAUGAAUGAUUUGUACUGUUGUAAUAAUUUCACACCCUUUUUAUGUACACUGUUGUAAUAUGGCUGUCUUUACCUUAAUUGUUCUGGGGAAGGCAGCUUUGAAUUUGCUUGUUCUCUUGGUUUGAGUUGAGUAGCCCAUAUUUUGGCUGAGUUAGGUUGAAUCAAAUGGAUGCUGGUUCAAUACUACUUGGAGCUUUGACAGAAAACUAUGAAGCACGGAUAUUUUGUUGAGGUUGACGUACCCGUAUCGGAUAUGAUACUCGUUGGAUACUCGAAGAUAUGCAUCAGAUACACUUUCUACGUAUCCGAUAAUAAUUAAAUAUUAGGAUAUUUCACAAAUACUUUUGUAGUAGAGCAAUAUAUAUAAUUUUUUAGUUGAACUUUUUUCAUCUCUUUUCGAAUUCACAUACCAUACAAUAUAUUAACAAAAAAAUCAUAUUACUUCAAAGAAACAUAAGUGUUUUUAAAGUAUUAUCUAUAAUUACAUGUCAAAAGAGCAUAAAAUAAAGUUAUUACUUUAUAAUUUUAACAAAAAUUACUUCUAAAUACUAGGUAAAUAUUAGUUUUAAUUCUUUUAAUUAGUUAUUUCAUUUUGUGAAUAUACCACAGCGACAUGAUAUAUAUUUUCUUAAAACUAAAAAGAAUUACUAAUUUUUUUUAUUAUAUGUUAAAAAACUACCAAAAUAUAUAAGUGUUAAGUUGGUUGAAAAUAAUAAAAAUAUUAAAUAUAUUUUAUGAUAGUCAUAUCUUGGCCGUACUCGUAUCCUAAU